Messenger RNA from Cynocephalus volans (Philippine flying lemur), 1431 nucleotides. It is a transcript of the gene CAMK1G, whose product is annotated as calcium/calmodulin dependent protein kinase IG. Bases 1 to 1431 code for a protein of 476 amino acids. The record is from RefSeq and is a predicted model, not a curated record. Gene Ontology annotation, biological process: peptidyl-serine phosphorylation. Gene Ontology annotation, cellular component: intracellular anatomical structure. Gene Ontology annotation, molecular function: ATP binding; calmodulin binding; calcium/calmodulin-dependent protein kinase activity. Lineage: Eukaryota; Metazoa; Chordata; Mammalia; Dermoptera; Cynocephalidae. The transcript has 11 exons.
AUGGGUCGAAAAGAAGAAGAUGACUGCAGUUCCUGGAAGAAGCAGACUACCAACAUCCGGAAAACCUUCAUCUUCAUGGAAGUGCUGGGAUCUGGAGCUUUCUCAGAAGUUUUCCUGGUGAAGCAGCGCGUGACUGGGAAGCUCUUUGCCCUGAAGUGCAUCAAGAAGUCGCCUGCCUUCCGGGACAGCAGCCUGGAGAACGAGAUCGCGGUGCUGAAAAAAAUCAAGCACGAAAACAUUGUGACCCUGGAGGACAUCUACGAGAGCACCACUCACUACUACCUGGUCAUGCAGCUCGUUUCUGGUGGGGAGCUCUUUGACCGGAUCCUGGAGCGGGGUGUCUACACAGAGAAGGAUGCCAGUCUGGUGAUCCAGCAGGUCCUGUCAGCAGUGAAAUACCUCCAUGAGAACGGCAUCGUCCACAGAGACUUAAAGCCUGAAAACUUGCUGUACCUAACCCCUGAAGAGAAUUCCAAGAUCAUGAUCACAGACUUUGGUCUGUCCAAGAUGGAACAGAGUGGCAUCAUGUCCACUGCCUGUGGGACCCCAGGCUAUGUGGCUCCGGAAGUGCUGGCCCAGAAACCCUACAGCAAGGCUGUGGACUGCUGGUCUAUUGGCGUCAUCACCUACAUAUUGCUGUGUGGGUAUCCCCCUUUCUACGAAGAAACUGAGUCUAAGCUUUUUGAGAAGAUUAAGGAGGGUUACUAUGAGUUUGAGUCUCCGUUCUGGGAUGACAUUUCUGAAUCAGCCAAGGACUUUAUUUGCCACUUGCUGGAGAAGGACCCAAAUGAGCGGUACACCUGCGAGAAGGCCUUGAAUCACCCCUGGAUUGACGGAAACACAGCCCUCCACCGGGACAUCUACCCAUCAGUCAGCCUCCAGAUCCAGAAGAACUUUGCUAAGAGCAAGUGGAGGCAAGCCUUCAACGCAGCAGCUGUAGUGCACCACAUGCGGAAGCUGCACAUGAACCUGCACAGCCCAGCCUCGCGCCCGGGGCUGGAGAACAGGCUGCCUGUCACUCAAGCCUCAGAAGCCUCCAGACCCCGCUCUCCUGAGAUCGCCAUCACCGAGGCCUCCACCCUGGACCGGACUGUGGCACUCCCUGCACUGCCCCGGCUGCCCUGCCUACACAGCGUCCGGCCCGCUGCCCCCAUUGGCAGGUCCCUCAACUGCCUGGUCAAUGGCUCCCUGCGCAUCAGCAGCAGCCUGGUGCCCAUGCACCAAGGGCCCCUGGCCACCGGGCCCUGUGGCUGCUGCUCCAGCUGCCUGAGCAUUGGGAACAAAGGGAAGUCGUCCUACUGCUCUGAGCCCACUCUCCUCAAGAAGAGCAACAGAAAACAGAAUUUCAAAUCAGAGGUCAUGGUACCAGUUAAAGCCGGUGGCAGCUCCCACUGCCGGGCAGGACAGACUGGAGUCUGUCUCAUUAUGUGA